Molecule: messenger RNA, 3566 nt
Organism: Leptomonas pyrrhocoris
Lineage: Eukaryota; Euglenozoa; Kinetoplastea; Trypanosomatida; Trypanosomatidae
Product: putative mitochondrial kinesin
Exons: 1
Biological process (GO): microtubule-based movement
Molecular function (GO): microtubule binding; ATP binding; plus-end-directed microtubule motor activity
Source: RefSeq, a predicted model, not a curated record
GCCCAACGACUUGAUCGAGACACAACCCUCCUAUUACAUGGCAGUGACUCCGAUCUCUACUUCUCCGACGCCUCACCCAUUACCCACAACGUGUUCUUCCCUUCACGCACACACGCACACACACUCACACACAACGAAAGAUUCAAAAGAUCGCCGUACACUUCUUCCGUCAACUACUGUACUUGCUCUUUUCAUUUUUAGACUCUCCAGAACAGCGUCGCGUGCUUCUACACUUCUCUCCUUGGCUCAUCAAUCAUUAAAAAGGGAGGCUACACCGCCGAAGCACUUGAUGCAAAAGAAGGGCAAGUGCAGCCUUUUUCUUGUAUUCCUGAAUACGUUUUUGUCUCUGCUUUUGCUUUCACGUCUUCGCAGUUCGGUAUAUACUCUUUGUUCUAUCUUCUCUUGCUAUUCUUCACGCGUGAAGGCACUCGCCGCACCUCAUUGUUUCUAAAUUUAGAUAUUUUUCUUUUCUACUAGAUCUUUUCUGUUUGCUUGCUUGCGUUUUCUCUCAGUACGUUCUCAGGUUUUAUUUAGUCCCAUCAUCAUCACACUCUCUUCUCCGACUGUUUUUUUUUUCUUCCUUUUAAAUUGUUAGUUAAGGUGAGACAGCGUCCCUAACAACUUCUUUGUCAUUUGUACUCUUUACUUGUCUGUGCCACGCUGUACGCGUUAAUAUAUAUUUAUUUCUUCUGCCUUUUUUUCUUCCGUGCUUUACACUCUUUUCUCAAUAGCGGUUCUCUGGAGGUAAUAAAUAGAGAAGUAAUAUAUAUAUAUAUUUAUUUAUUUCAUUUCAUUCUCAAAGCGUGCAGGUUUUUUUUUUUUGGUCUUCUCUUUGAAGGUACGCUGCGUCGCCUCUGCGCCAACUCGCCACCGUUCGUGUGCACCGUUUCCCCCUUCGCUGUACCCCGCAAACGGAAGAUAGAUUUGAGAGAACCAAAGGAACAUGGAGUUCAAGCGGUGUAACUCCUCGCGCGGUCCGCUGUCGUCUGCGCGCGGGGCGCAAACAGCGAAGACGAACGGCAGCAACACCGCCGGCACUCCGUUGCGUUCUACCACGCCUCUCAAGAAGGUGUCCGCGCGUGGUGUUCCCCCGCCGGUUCCUAGCGCCUCAACGCCCGGGCUGCCGCCCCGCGCCGUCGGUCCGGUGUCGCCGCGGGGGACACGCCCAAGAGCGGCAGAUGGCAGCGCCCGCAGCUCCUUUCAGCGCACCAACUCCGCGGCCGCUGUCGCCUCUCCACAGAAGUCUGCCCCAGCAGCCUUUGAGCGCAGCGGGUCGUCCACUGGCACUAAAGGCGGCUUUAAACGCACCAACACGGCAGCGGGCAUACGCCGUGCUGAGGUCAUAAAGCACAACAACCGCGUCAACGUGUAUGUGCGCGUGCGUGCGUUCCGCGACGACGAGAAGAGCGGCGAGCUGAGCCAGCUUGCGGUGAACAUGGACAACGACGCGGUGGAGGUGACGGUGCCGAAGAAGGGCCGCUUCACCUUCGGGUUCGACGGGUGCUUCUGGAGCAACGACCGCGCGUGUCCGUCCGGCAAGACGUCGUCGUCGCAGGAGGACGUGUUCGAGGAGGUGGGCCGGCCGCUCGUGGAGAACGCGCUGGCGGGCUACAACGCUGCGGUGAUGGCGUACGGGCAGACGGGCAGCGGCAAGACGUACACGGCGUUCGGGCCGCCGGGGUCGAUCGGGACGUCGCAGGAGGGCCUCAUCCCGCGCGUGUGCAACAUGAUCUUCGCGCGUGCGGCGAACAGCGCGCAGAAGGGCGUGACGUACACGGUGUCCGCGUCGAUGCUGGAGGUGUACCUGGAGGACGUGUUCGACCUGCUGAACCACCGCAAGGAGCUGAGCGUGCGGAACGACUUCACGAGCAACACGUUCAGCGUUGUGGGGCAGAAGACGGUGCUGGUGAAGAGCUACAAGGACGUGCUGGCUGUGCUGAACAAGGCGGAGCCGCUGCGCACCUUCGCCGCGACGAACAUCCACGACCACUCGUCGCGCGCGCACACGCUGUUCCUGCUGGAGGUGCAGACGCACUUCGACGCGCCGGACCUUGCGCCGCGCUGUGCGCGGAUCCUGCUGGCGGACCUUGCCGGGUGCGAGCGCAUCAAGCUCGCGGGGACGGAGGAGGGGCUGGCGUUCGAGCAGGCGCGCAACAUCAACCUGUCGCUGCUGGCGCUGGGCUCGUGCAUCGAGGCUGUCGCGACGCGCGGGCGCGGCAACGCGCGGCCCGUGCCGGAGUUCCGCAACAGCACGCUGACGAAGCUGCUGAAGGACUACAUCGGCGGCAACAGCAUCUCGACGAUGAUGGUGACCAUCUCGCCGAGCGAGCGCGACGCGAACCUGUCGGUGCAGACGCUGCGCUUCGCCGACCGCGCGAAGCAGAUCACGACGUACGCGAAGGUGAACACGGUGGACCCGGAGCAGGCGAAGCAGGACGGGUCGGACAUGAGCGACCGGUGGCGCGACGAGUACCUGCGCAAGAAGGAGGCGCUGUACGCGGAGUACCAGCUGAAGGGAACGAUCGAGAAGCUUGUGACACGCAUCGCGGACCUGGAGGAGAAGCUGCGCGAGUCGCCGGACGACGAGCUUGCGGUGCACCUGACGACGGAGAUUGAGGAGCUGCAGAAGGCGCUGACGGAGGCGGACUACCAGAUGGGGCUGCAGCGGCAGAUCCUGUACGGCGAGUUCCUGAUGCUGGAGGACGAGCUGCGCGAGAUGAACACGAAGAUGCAGGAGAUGAAGGAGGAGCACGAGGAGGCGCUGGAGGGCCUGCUUGGCGAGGAGGCCGGGCGGUACGAGGAGAUGAAGCGCGGGUACGAGGUGCGGCUGCGCGCGCUGCAGGACGAGAGCGACGCCGCGCGCACGGCGGCGGACGACGAGAUCGCCGCGCUGAAGCGCCUCGUUGCGGAGCUGCGCGAGAAGCUGGCCGCGAAGGAGGCGGAGUGCGCAGCGCUGGAGCGCGAGAUGGCGGCGCUGCAGGCGAAGUACGACCGUGACACGGCCGCCGCGGCGCACACGCGUGGCGAGCUCGAGGAACAACUGGAGGCACUGCAGGCGGCGCACGAGCAGCACACGGCGGCUGCGGCGACGGCGGAGGCGGCCGCUGCGUCGACGAUCGCUGAGCUGCGCGAGGCGGUGGAGGGGCUGCGCACGCUGCACGCGACGUCGGAGGAGAAGGCGUGUGUGCAGGUAGCGCAGCUGGAGGAGACCUCGACGGAGCUGCAGCGCUGCAUCGAGGAGCGCGACAACCAGCUUGCGGCUGUGGAGGCGCAGCUGGGGCACACGGAGGAGCAGGUGUGCACGCUGACGCAGCGCAUGGCGGCGGCGACGAGCGCGGCGGAGCAGAAGGAGGCGGAGCUGGUGCGUGAGGUGGAGGCCCUGCAGUCGACGCUGAAGCAGCUGCACGAGGACAUGGAGAGCACCGAGGCGGCGCACGCGGAUCGCAGCGCGAAGCAGCAGAACGAACACGCCGCAACACAGCAACAAUUAUGGGAGACCGAGGACGACCUCCGCGAUACGCAGGCCAAACUAACGCACAGCGAAGCCACUCUUGCCGAGACACAGG